Halichondria panicea is the source of this 1799-nucleotide messenger RNA. RefSeq names its product acetyl-coenzyme A transporter 1-like. The transcript has 6 exons. Gene Ontology annotation, cellular component: membrane. Bases 98 to 1642 code for a protein of 514 amino acids. The record is from RefSeq and is a predicted model, not a curated record. Gene Ontology annotation, molecular function: acetyl-CoA transmembrane transporter activity. Lineage: Eukaryota; Metazoa; Porifera; Demospongiae; Suberitida; Halichondriidae.
CACGUGACUGUGAUAUAGAGAGCUGUCCCUGAAAAGCCACCAUUCGAUCUACAGGAACUAUACUAUACAGUGCAGUACAACACACACAGCAGUUGACAUGACUACUCGUCACCCCUCUUCCCACAAAAACUCACCAACAAGUUCCGACCUGGAAAUGUCCGACCAAGAAGCAAAGCAAAACCGACCUCUACGGGAGCGAUUAGCCAAAGACAAGUUCAGCAUUGCCCUUCUAUUGUUUCUGUACAUACUGCAAGGCCUUCCGAUAGGUCUGGCUGGCUCAGUGCCAAUCAUCCUCCAAAUGAAGAAAAUUGGCUAUCGACAACAAGCUCUGUUCAGUUUAGUGACUUGGCCAUUCACCAUUAAGCUACUGUGGGCUCCUCUCGUUGACUCUGUGUACAGUCGCAGUUUUGGUCGUCGCAAGUCGUGGCUUGUGCCCUCCCAGUACAUGAUAGGACUCACAAUGAUCUUCCUCUCGUAUCUUAUCAAGGGGUUGCUUGGAGACGAAACCACAGCCCCUAGUGUGGUCAGUCUGACUGUGGUGUUCUUUUUCCUUCAUUUCUUAACUGCUACACAAGACAUUGCCGUUGACGGUUGGGCUCUUACAAUGCUCUCGAAAGAAAACGUUGGCUAUGCCUCAACUUGUAACACCGUUGGACAAACGGCUGGAUUCUUCCUCAGUUACACACUCUUCUUGGCUCUGCAAUCGACAGAAUUCUGCAACUCUUACAUUCGCUGGGAACCUCAAAGCACGGGCCUAGUGGAGUUACCAUCAUUCAUGUACGUGAUAGGAAUAAUAUUCAUGAUUGUGACUACGUUUAUCUGGUGGUUCAAGCAAGAGAAAAGAGAAGAGUAUUCUGAGGAGAAGACACCGAUUUCCAAUGGCUACUGGCAGCUGCUGGGUGUGCUCAAGUUGCCUAAUGUGCAGAUGUAUGCCCUGGCAAUACUCACAUCAAAAAUUGCGUUUGCUGCAGCGGACAGUGUGACUGGGCUCAAGCUGAUAGAGGCGGGGCUACCCUCUGAGCGGAUUGCCCUCAUGGCAGUGCCUCUGGUGCCUGUGCAGAUAGUAUUACCGUGGAUCAUCAGCCGAUUCACAACUGGUCCACGGCCACUGGAUGUCUUCAUGAAAGCCUACCUGCCUCGAGUGUUAAUGGGUGUGGCAUUUGCUGCCAUUGUGUGGUGGACACCCCGUGUCAAUAACGAUGGGAGCUUCCCAGUCUACUAUUACAUUAUCGUUAUCGGAGUCUUCUUGGUGCAACAGGUGUUUGCCUACUCCAUGUUUGUGUCUGGUAUGGCCUUCCAUGCCAAGAUCAGUGACCCGGCCAUUGGAGGCACGUACAUGACCCUCCUCAACACCAUCAUGAACAUGGCGGGGACCUGGGUUGGCACGCUAGCUCUAUGGCUGACUGAUAAUGUCUCUGUCAAGGACUGUGAAGGAGUCAGUGAUGAUAGUCUGGACUGUGACACUAUGCACGAGUUGCAGGCAUGCGAGGCAGCUGGGGGCCACUGUGUGACAUAUGUAGACGGAUACUAUGUGGAGAUGGUGCUAUGUGUGACAGUCGGGGUGAUCUGGGUGUGGUGGCAGCGUAAGAGGAUAGGUCAACUGCAAGACCUCAGGGAGGACCAAUGGAGAGCAAGAACUUAAUUAGUCAUCAUAAAAUUAAUGAUUAGGACUAAUGCAUUUAUACAGUUAUGCACACGUAACUACAAUAGCUUUGUUAUACUCAAAUCAUUUAUUUUUGUGGUGUCCAGUUUGACCCCUUAAAAACAGCACAAAUAAUAAUUUAAUGGUGGCACAAAAA